AUGUCUGACGGAGAUCCCUCCCUUGAAGAAGAUGUACCAAAGCCUCUAUUGGAAAGACCUGAAGAAAAUGUAUUUACUCCAAAGAUAGCAACUCCUAUUUACGCUGGUGGUGUGAAAUUACAACACAAGAAGUCAGACGCUAUUGAAACAGAAUUAUUUCUGACUGACUCGCAAAGAAAUGACCUUGCGUUCCAAGAGUUGUUCCAGGGUGGAGAUGGAGAUUAUAUUGAAACGGAGAGGGAGACGGAGGAGAAGAUGGCCGACAUGCACGCCAUGUCUGUCCUGAGUACUUACCACGACAAUCUCUCCCAGGAUUUGAACACCGACCGAGACAACGGUAGCGAAGCGUCCACGCGCGAGGCCGAAGAGUGCGGUUGCGGCGAACCUGCCACUUUGUACCCAGACGCGUCCAACAAUAAUGGCAAACCCGUGGCCAAUCAUUGCUCGAUAGUUAUGGGUGGCAUUCUUAACAACCCGUCACUGACCUUCAACGAUGGCGUCCGUUCGGUGGACUUCGUGCUUGUAUGGGAGGCGGGGAAGGAGGACGCCACCACUCCCGAGGCUUUCCAUCAGAGAAAAAUAUUCGAGCAGAACCUCGAGGCCGAGGGACUGCAGUUGGAGAGAGAGGCGCCGGAGGACUUGCACGGCUUGCAUUUCGUUAAGAUACACGCGCCGUUGGGAGUGUUAAGGGACUACAGUGAAAUACUGAAGCUUCGAAUGCCUAUGAAGGACUGCAGUAAAAUAAGAAAAAGUGGGAGGACGAAUGCAAUACUGAAUGCCGCCAUGUAUAUGUCGAAGUUCUCAGCAUUAAAAGAUGUGCAAGAGAAAACGAACAGCGUACUAGACCGGAUGGAGGCGUGCUGGGAUCGCAUCAUGUCGAAGAUCAGGGUAGAUCCGCAGAUGUUCCCUGAACGGAAGCACCGACUCACAGCCAUUUACUCAAAGGACAAGGAGUACUUGUUUGACACUGGGUCAGAUUGUUUCUGGACGCCAUCGAUACGCUCCCGCAUCGUGCAAUUCAUACUGGACCGGAAACGUUUCUCGGAGUUGCCUAGCGACGACUUCGCGUUUGGAAUCGGCCGACUUAUAUCGAACAAUACGUACAGUGCUGCCUAUCCUCUUCAUGACGGCAAUUUAAAAACACCUGGCUCUAUGCGAUACCUACUGUAUACGGAGUGGGCGAGUGUAACGAAGUGUUUGAAAUAUCAACCGUUAGAUUACGUCAAGGAUUACUUUGGUGUAAAAAUUGGGCUGUACUUUGCCUGGCUCGGCUUCUAUACACAUAUGCUCAUCCCGGCGUCUAUUGUUGGACUUAUAUGCGUCAUAUACUCCGCCGCAACUGUCUACUCUAAUAAACCGAGCGAAGACGUGUGCAACUACGUGUCCAAGAUAAAGAUGUGUCCGCUGUGCGACUACUUCUGCGAGUACUGGGACUUGCGAGACACGUGCCUCCAGUCGCGGAUCACGUACCUCUUCGAUAAUAAUACCACUGUGUUCUUCGCCAUUUUUAUGAGCUUUUGGGCCGCUUGUUUCCUGGAACUGUGGAAACGAUAUUCCGCUGAAAUGACUCAUAGAUGGGACCUCACUGGAUUUGAUGUGUACGAGGAACAUCCCAGACCGCAGUACCUGGCUCGACUUGCACAUGUUAAGCGGAGACAGCUGAACGUGGUGACGGGCGAGCGCGAGCCGAUGGUGCCGUUCUGGCGCAUGCGGCUGCCCGCCACGCUCAUGUCGUUCAGCGUGGUGGCGCUGCUGGUGCUGCUGGCGCUGGCCACGGUGCUGGGCGUCGUGCUGUACCGCAUGUCGCUGCUGGGUGCCAGCAUCCUGCGCCGCAACGACAACGUGCUCAUCACCUCCAACCCCAUCAUGUUCACCACCGCCACCGCCGCCUGCAUCAACCUCGUCUUCAUAUGCAUCUUCAAUUAUGUGUACCAGUGCUUAGCGGAAUGGUUAACUGAGAAGGAGUUGUUGCGCACCCAGACGGAGUUUGACGACUCAUUGACGCUCAAGAUAUAUCUCUUGCAGUUCGUGAACUACUACGCGUCCAUUUUUUACAUCGCAUUCUUUAAGGGCAAAUAUGUCGGCCGACCCGGUGACUAUGUGAGACUGUUUGGUCAUAGACAGGAAGAGUGCGCUCCCGGUGGCUGCUUGCUCGAGUUGUCUAUUCAGUUGGCUAUCAUAAUGAUCGGCAAACAGUUCAUCAACACCGUCGUAGAGAUGAUGAUGCCGUACGUCCUCAAGUGGUGGAACAUCAUUCGCACCAUCGGAAGGAAAAACAGAAUAAAAAGUCCGAUGCAGUGGGUAAAGGACUUCAAGCUGGUUGAUUUUGGGAACAUGGGACUUUUUCCGGAGUACCUCGAAAUGGUGCUUCAAUACGGUUUCGUGACGAUAUUCGUGGCGGCGUUUCCGCUGGCUCCAUUCUUCGCGCUGAUCAACAACAUCCUAGAGAUGCGCCUGGAUGCCAAGAAGUUCCUCACUUGCUACCGGCGGCCCGUGCCGCAGCGAGUCAACGACAUCGGGGUGUGGUACCGCAUACUCGACUCCAUCGGGAAACUGAGCGUCAUUACCAACGGCUUCAUUAUCGCGUUCACAUCCGAGUUCAUCCCUCGUCUGGUGUACCAGUACUCGAACGGCUCGUUGGACCAGUAUGUGAACCACACACUCGCGGACUUCAACAUCACCGUGCUGGAGCACCCGCCCAUAAAAACAAAUUACAAUCAAACUAUGUGCAGUUAUCCUGGUUAUUGGUAUUACAAAGAAGGUGAUAAUUAUGCGCAUUCGAACUUCUAUUGGCACAUAAUAGGUGCUCGGCUGGCGUUUGUGGUUGUUUUUGAGAACGUGGUGGCGCUGGUGAUGAUUAUAGUCCGCUGGGCGAUCCCGGACAUGUCGACCGAGUUGCGCGACCGCAUCCGGCGCGAAGCGUACGUCAUCAACAGCUUCAUCCUGGACGAGACGCGCGCGCGCACGCUCGCCGAGCGCCCGAGCACGCUCGCCCGCACGCAAGGCGAUAGGACUGGUUCGGAUUGGAAUCACAUCGCUGCACUGUCGGGUUCAGAUUUCGACCUCGCGGCGCACGGAGAACAUCAGAACAUUGCAGAUAUCGCCAAGCACGUUGUUGUUCACACGCCUCGAGAGGAUCAACCUGGACCGGCGCACGUAUAG
Messenger RNA from Parnassius mnemosyne (clouded apollo), 3162 nucleotides. Lineage: Eukaryota; Metazoa; Arthropoda; Insecta; Lepidoptera; Papilionidae. The record is from the annotation of a GenBank genome assembly.